AUGUCUAAAGGUUCCAGCCGCGAGAGCUCUGACAGCGGAACAACGUCAAAAGCAGAACGCGUCAAAAGACCUAUGAAUGCCUUUAUGGUCUGGUCUCGGUCUCAGAGACGGAAAAUGGGUAUAGAAAAUCCCAAAAUGCACAACUCUGAGAUCAGCAAACGCCUUGGUUCCAUGUGGAAGGCCCUCUCAGAGGACGCUAAGAGGCCCUACGUGGAAGAGGCGAGCAAACUCCGGGCUCGACAUAUGGAAGACUACCCUGACUACAAGUAUCGUCCACGCCGAAAGCAAAAACAGCUCAACUCAUCACAAACGUCUACCAAGCAGUCAGCUCUAGUUCACCCCUCAACCCGUUUGGCUCCUCUCAAGGCGAACCCCCAGCCCUAUUCUUCCAUGAGGUCUCCCCAGAAAUUCACAUCACAGCCUCAACCUCCGCCUCCUACCUACGAACCGUCGUUCUAUACUGAUUCCCUCUUCUUACACUGUCGCUCUAGAAGCCAAGAUAAGUGCAUAGAUGAGCCCUAUGCUUUUGAGGGUCCAUCAAAGUCCUACUUAGACGGAGUCCCAGCGAAUUCCACCUCCUGUUGUUAUUCAAAUGACCAACAACAGUGCCUCCCGUACGAGUACUCUUCCUAUUCCGAAUCGAGCACAACCCCAUUGGAGUUUAUUAACCCUUCUGAAACUCAGGCGCAAACUCUUGUUGUCGAAUACGCUGGAAUUGAGGACUCUUCACAAUACACAGCCAUUCCACCUAGUCACCAUGGACCAUCGCCGUUCCCUUCGAUGUCUCUGGUGACUGAUUUUGACCAGAUGAUUACCUACAGAGACUGGAAUAGGAGUUCAGCUAUGGAAGAUGGCACCGCGUGCUACUACAACUAUACUCUGGAUGGAGGAGAAAGAGAAGGCGGAGCUGCAGCGGACUCCUUUGAGGAGACGUCACCCGAUGCGGCAGUCCUUCCUUCAAUGAGCCACAUGGCCUCGACCCUCCGACUGUGCAGUACCGAUUCGGUCCCCGUGAGUCACUCCACCCCCAAGUGCCUAACACCGGUGCCCUACUUCCCGUCCCGGGGGCCCGAUUACGCAAUACCACAGCAAAACGACUUAAGCCUGCAAAGUUUCCUCGACGAAGGACGAUUUUGUGGGCUGGAAAAUCGGUUCACGCAGUAUGGCUUUACUGAGAAUGUCGUAGACCUCCAGUCCUGA
Molecule: messenger RNA, 1200 nt
Organism: Mesocestoides corti
Lineage: Eukaryota; Metazoa; Platyhelminthes; Cestoda; Cyclophyllidea; Mesocestoididae
Source: the annotation of a GenBank genome assembly